Molecule: messenger RNA, 7161 nt
Organism: Budorcas taxicolor (takin)
Lineage: Eukaryota; Metazoa; Chordata; Mammalia; Artiodactyla; Bovidae
Gene: NAV3
Product: neuron navigator 3
Exons: 40
Coding region: 1-7161 (2386 amino acids)
Biological process (GO): nervous system development; neurogenesis
Molecular function (GO): protein binding; ATP binding; ATP hydrolysis activity
Source: RefSeq, a predicted model, not a curated record
AUGCCUGUACUUGGGGUUGCCUCAAAACUAAGGCAGCCAGCUGUUGGGUCAAAGCCUGUUCACACUGCUCUUCUGAUACCAAGUCUUGGCACCACGGGGUCACAGCGCUCUUCUUCGAGACCUCUGGAACUUACUGAAUUAGAGAGCUCCAUGCUUUCUUGUCAGCUCACCUUCAGAUCAAACUGUGAAUUUGAAGAGAAGAAACUCCUCCAAGGAAAAGCUAAGGAGACAGAAGACAGCAAGAUUUACACAGACUGGGCCAACCACUACCUAGCAAAAUCGGGCCACAAACGGCUGAUCAAGGAUUUGCAGCAAGACAUUGCAGAUGGAGUCCUGCUAGCAGAAAUCAUCCAGAUCAUUGCAAAUGAAAAAGUUGAAGAUAUCAAUGGAUGUCCUAGGAGUCAAUCUCAGAUGAUUGAAAAUGUUGAUGUCUGCCUUAGUUUUCUAGCAGCCAGAGGAGUAAAUGUUCAAGGUCUAUCUGCUGAAGAAAUAAGAAAUGGAAACUUAAAAGCCAUUCUAGGGCUGUUUUUCAGUUUGUCUCGCUACAAGCAGCAGCAGCACCACCAGCAGCAGUAUUAUCAAUCCUUGGUGGAGCUUCAACAACGCGUCACCCACGCCUCCCCUCAAGCAGAAGCCAGCCAGGCCAAAACCCAGCAAGAUAUGCAGUCCAGUCUGGCAGCCAGAUAUGCAACUCAGUCUAAUCACAGUGGAAUUGCAACCAGUCAAAAAAAGCCUACUAGGCUUCCAGGUCCCUCUAGGGUGCCAGCUGCAGGCAACAGCAGCAAGGUCCAGGGAGCCUCCAAUUUAAAUAGGAGAAGUCAGAGCUUUAACAGCAUUGAUAAAAACAAGCCUCCAAAUUAUGCAAAUGGAAAUGAAAAAGAUUCCUCCAAAGGACCUCAACCAUCUUCAGGGGUAAAUGGUAACAUGCAGCCUCCUGGAACUGCGGGGCAGCAGCCCCCUGCCUCAGCCAUCCCUUCCCCGAGCACCAGCAAGCCAUGGCGCAGCAAGUCCAUGAAUGCCAAGCACAGUGCCACCUCCACCAUGCUCACCGUGAAGCAGGCGAGCCCAGCCACCUCUCCCACACCGUCUGCAGACAGACUGAAGCCCCCUGCCUCAGAAGGGGUCAAAACAGCUCCCUCAGGACAGAAAUCCAUGCUUGAGAAAUUCAAGCUGGUCAAUGCCCGGACUGCUUUACGCCCCCCGCAGUCGGCCAGUUCAGGACCCAGUGAUGGUGUGAAGGAAGAUGAUGCCUUUUCUGAAUCUGGUGAAAUGGAAGGUUUGAACAGUGGUCUCAAUAGCGGUGGCUCAACAAACAGCAGCCCCAAAGUGUCACCAAAAUUAGCCCCUCCAAAAGCUGGAAGCAAAAAUCUCAGCAAUAAAAAGUCUUUGCUACAGCCAAAGGAAAAAGAGGAAAAGAACAGGGACAAAAGUAAAGUUUGUACUGAAAAGCUGGUCAAGGACGAGAAAGAUCAGAUGAUGGAUAUGGCUCCAAAAAAGACCUCUAAAAUUGCAAGCUUAAUUCCAAAGGGUAGCAAGACGACAGCAGCCAAGAAGGAAAGCUUAAUCCCCUCUUCCAGUGGAAUUCCUAAGCCGGGCUCAAAGGUGCCAACAGCAAAGCAGACUGUUUCACCUGGCAACUCAGCAAGCAAAGAGUCUGAAAAAUUCAGGACUACCAAGGGAAGCCCUUCCCAGUCCUUCCCUAAGCCCAUAACCACUGAGAAAGCAAGCACAUCCAGUUGCCCUGCUCCCUUGGAAGGAAGGGAAACCAGCCAUGCUUCUCUGGCGGGUUCCUCUGUUGGUUUAGUGGUGCAAGGCAGUGGGCAGAGCAUGGGAAAUGGUGCUGUCCAACUCCCUCAGCAGCAGCAACACAGCCACCCAAAUACCGCCACUGUGGCUCCAUUCAUCUAUAGAGCUCAUCCAGAAAAUGAAGGGACCUCUUUACCAUCUGCCGACUCCUGCACCAGCCCUACUAAGAUGGAUUUAUCAUACAAUAAGACGGCUAAGCAGUGCCUAGAGGAGAUAUCUGGUGAAGACCCUGAAACAAGAAGAAUGAGAACAGUUAAAAACAUAGCAGAUUUGAGGCAGAAUUUAGAAGAGACGAUGUCUAGUCUUCGUGGGACCCAGAUAAGCCACAGCACCCUGGAGACAACAUUUGACAGCACUGUAACAACGGAAGUGAACGGCAGGACCAUACCCAACUUGACAGGUCGACCCACCCCCAUGACCUGGAGGUUGGGCCAGGCAUGCCCUCGACUUCAAGCUGGAGAUGCUCCGUCCCUGGGUGCCGGCUACCCUCGCAGCGGUGCUGGGAGACUCAUCCACACAGACCCCUCCAGGUUCAUGUACACUACACCUCUCCGUCGAGCUGCUGUCUCUCGACUGGGAAACAUGUCACAGAUUGACAUGAGUGAGAAAGCAAGCAGUGACCUGGACAUGUCUGCUGAAGUCGACGUUGGUGGAUAUAUGAGCGAUGGUGAUAUCCUCGGGAAAAGUCUCAGAACUGAUGACAUCAACAGUGGCUACAUGACAGAUGGAGGGCUCAACCUGUACACGAGGAGUCUGCACCGAGCCCCAGACACAGCAGCGUCCAGGGACGUCAUUCAGAGAGGGCUUCACGACGUGGCCGUGGAUGCAGACAGCUGGGAUGACAGCAGUUCCGUGAGCAGUGGUCUCAGCGACACCCUGGAUAACAUCAGCACUGAUGACCUGAAUACCACAUCCUCUGUCAGCUCUUACUCCAACAUCACUGUUCCAUCCCGAAAGAACACUCAGCUGAAGACAGAUUCAGAGAAACGAUCUGCAACAGAUGAGCCUUGGGAGAGCACCGAGGAGCUGAAAAAACCCGAGGAGGACUUUGACAGCCAUGGGGAUGGGGGUGGCAAGUGGAAGGGCGUUUCCUCUGGUCUUCCUGAAGACCCUGAGAAGACGGGGCAGAAAGCCUCCCUGGCUGUUUCUCAGACAGGGUCCUGGAGAAGAGGCAUGUCAGCCCAAGGAGGAGCACCAUCCAGGCAGAAAACUGGGACCAGUGCACUCAAGACACCUGGGAAAACUGAUGAUGCCAAAGCUUCUGAGAAAGGAAAAAGUCCCCUGAAAGGAUCAUCUCUGCAGAGAUCUCCAUCAGAUGCAGGAAAGAGCAGUGGAGAUGAGGGGAAAAAGCCCCCCUCGGGCAUUGGAAGAUCAACGGCCACUGGCUCUUUUGGAUUUAAGAAGCCAAGUGGAGUCGGGUCCUCUGCCAUGAUCACUAGCAGCGGGGCCACCAUAACAAGCGGCUCAGCCACACUGGGCAAAAUCCCCAAAUCUGCUGCCAUUGGUGGGAAGUCAAACGCAGGGAGGAAAACCAGCUUGGAUGGGUCACAGAAUCAGGACGACGCUGGGCUGCAUGUUAGCACCAAAACCUCCCUGCAGUACCGCAGCUUGCCCCGCCCGUCCAAAUCCAGCGCCAGUGGCAUUCCCAGCCGAGGCGGCCACAGAUCCAGCACCAGCAGUAUCGAUUCCAAUGUCAGCAGCAAGUCAGCUGGUGCCACCACCUCGAAACUGAGAGAACCCACGAAGAUCGGCUCAGGGCGCUCGAGUCCCGUCACCGUCAACCAGACAGACAAGGAGAAAGAAAAGGUUGCAGUCUCAGAUUCAGAGAGCGUUUCUUUGUCAGGUUCCCCCAAAUCCAGCCCCACGUCUGCUAGUGCCUGUGGGACACAAGGGCUCAGGCAGCCAGGGUCCAAGUACCCUGACAUUGCCUCACCAACAUUUCGAAGGUUGUUUGGUGCCAAGGCAGGUGGCAAACCUGCCUCCGCACCUAAUACUGAGGGUGUGAAAUCCUCCUCUGUAAUGCCCAGUCCCAGUACCACACUAGCGCGGCAAGGCAGUCUGGAGUCGCCGUCGUCUGGUACGGGCAGCCUGGGCAGUGCUGGUGGGCUCAGUGGCAGCAGCAGCCCUCUCUUCAAUAAACCCUCAGACCUCACUGCAGACGUUAUAAGCUUAAGCCACUCGUUGGCGUCCAGCCCAGCAUCGGUUCACUCUUUCACAUCAGGUGGUCUCGUGUGGGCUGCCAAUCUGAGCAGUUCCUCUGCUGGCAGCAAGGACACUCCGAGUUACCAGUCCAUGACUAGCCUCCACACGAGCUCUGAGUCCAUUGACCUCCCCCUCAGCCACCAUGGCUCCCUGUCUGGACUGACCACAGGCACUCACGAGGUGCAGAGCCUGCUCAUGAGAACUGGUAGUGUGAGAUCUACUCUCUCAGAAAGCAUGCAGCUUGACAGAAAUACACUACCCAAAAAGGGACUAAGAUACACCCCAUCGUCUCGGCAGGCCAACCAAGAGGAAGGCAAAGAGUGGUUACGCUCCCAUUCUACUGGAGGGCUGCAGGAUACCGGCAACCAGUCACCCCUGGUGUCCCCUUCUGCCAUGUCAUCUUCUGCAACAGGAAAAUAUCACUUUUCCAACUUGGUGAGCCCAACCAACCUUUCUCAGUUUAACCUUCCUGGGCCCAGCAUGAUGCGCUCAAACAGCAUCCCAGCCCAAGACUCGUCCUUCGAUCUCUAUGACGACUCCCAGCUUUGUGGGAGCGCCACGUCUCUGGAGGAGAGGCCACGGGCCAUCAGUCAUUCAGGCUCAUUCAGGGACAGCAUGGAAGAAGUUCAUGGCUCUUCAUUGUCAUUGGUCUCCAGCACUUCUUCUCUGUACUCCACGGCUGAAGAAAAGGCUCAUUCAGAGCAAAUCCAUAAACUACGGAGAGAGCUGGUUGCAUCACAAGAAAAAGUUGCCACCCUCACAUCUCAACUUUCAGCAAAUGCUCAUCUCGUAGCAGCUUUUGAAAAGAGUUUAGGGAAUAUGACCGGCCGACUGCAAAGCCUAACCAUGACAGCGGAACAGAAGGAGUCUGAGCUGAUAGAACUAAGAGAAACCAUUGAAAUGCUGAAGGCCCAGAACUCUGCUGCCCAGGCAGCCAUUCAGGGAGCACUGAAUGGUCCUGACCACCCUCCCAAAGAUCUCCGCAUCAGAAGACAGCAUUCCUCUGAAAGCGUUUCUAGUAUUAACAGUGCCACAAGCCAUUCCAGCAUCGGCAGUGGUAACGAUGCUGACUCCAAGAAGAAGAAAAAGAAAAAUUGGGUGAACUCUAGAGGAAGUGAGCUGAGAAGCUCAUUCAAACAAGCCUUUGGGAAGAAAAAGUCCACCAAGCCUCCUUCCUCACAUUCGGACAUUGAAGAGCUUACAGAUUCGUCCCUUCCAGCAUCCCCCAAGUUGCCCCACAACGGGAGUGACUGUGGGUCAGCCUCCAUGAAGCCCUCGCAGUCUGCCUCUGCGUCACCCCUUGUCUGGCCACCAAAGAAACGGCAAAAUGGCCCUGUGAUCUACAAGCAUAGAUCCCGGAUCUGUGAAUGCACAGAGGCUGAGGCAGAGAUAAUUCUGCAGUUGAAGAGUGAGCUCAGAGAAAAGGAACUAAAAUUAACAGAUAUUCGGCUGGAGGCCCUCAGCUCUGCACAUCAUCUCGAUCAGAUCCGGGAAGCCAUGAACCGGAUGCAGAAUGAGAUUGAAAUACUGAAGGCUGAAAAUGACCGGCUGAAGGCGGAGACGGGGAACGUCGCGAAGCCCGCUCGGCCCCCGUCCGAGUCCGCGAGUAGCACCUCCUCCUCCUCCUCGCGGCAGUCCUUAGGACUCUCGCUGAACAAUUUGAACAUCACGGAGUCUGUUACCUCAGAUAUUUUGCUGGAUGAUCCUGGUGAUGCAACUGGACAUAAGGAUGGUCGCAGUGUGAAAAUUAUAGUCUCCAUAAGCAAGGGCUAUGGCCGAGCAAAGGAUCAGAAGUCUCAGGCAUAUUUGAUAGGAUCCAUUGGUGUUAGCGGAAAAACCAAGUGGGAUGUCUUAGAUGGUGUAAUUAGACGUCUCUUUAAGGAAUAUGUGUUCAGAAUUGAUUCCUCCACUAGCCUUGGUCUGAACUCCGACUGCAUUGCCAGCUACUGUAUAGGAGACUUAACGAGAUCCCAUGGCCUAGAAGUGCCUGAGCUGCUGCCUUGUGGAUACCUUGUUGGUGAUAAUAACGUCAUCACUGUGAACCUGAAAGGGGUAGAAGAAAACAGUUUGGACAGUUUUGUUUUUGAUACUCUGAUUCCUAAACCAAUUACCCAAAGAUACUUUAACUUGUUGAUGGAGCAUCACAGAAUUAUACUCUCAGGACCUAGUGGUACUGGAAAGACCUAUUUAGCACACAGACUUGCUGAAUAUGUAAUAACCAAAUCUGGGAGGAAAAAAACAGAGGAUGCAAUCGCCACUUUUAAUGUGGACCACAAGUCUAGUAAGGAAUUGCAACAGUAUCUAGCUAACCUGGCUGAACAAUGCAGUGCUGAUAAUAAUGGUGCAGAGCUUCCAGUUGUAAUAAUUCUUGAUAAUCUUCAUCAUGUGGGCUCUUUGAGUGAUAUCUUCAAUGGUUUUCUCAACUGUAAAUACAACAAAUGUCCAUAUAUUAUUGGAACAAUGAAUCAGGGAGUUUCUUCAUCACCAAAUCUAGAGCUACAUCACAAUUUCAGGUGGGUACUAUGUGCAAACCACACAGAGCCAGUGAAAGGCUUUUUAGGCAGAUAUCUUCGAAGAAAACUGAUAGAGAUGGAAAUUGAAAGGAACAUUCGCAAUAAUGACCUAGUCAAAAUUAUAGAUUGGAUUCCUAAGACGUGGCAUCAUCUCAACAGUUUUUUAGAAACACACAGUUCUUCUGAUGUUACAAUUGGCCCUCGACUUUUCCUUCCUUGUCCCAUGGAUGUAGAAGGUUCUAGAGUAUGGUUCAUGGAUCUCUGGAACUAUUCUUUGGUACCUUAUAUUCUGGAGGCAGUAAGAGAAGGUCUGCAGAUGUAUGGGAAACGAGCACCUUGGGAAGAUCCCUCCAAGUGGGUGCUUGAUACAUACCCAUGGAGCUCAGCAUCUCUGCCUCAGGAAGGCCCAGCGUUACUUCAGUUGCGACCAGAAGAUGUUGGGUAUGAGGGCUGUGUAUCCACGAAGGAAGCUACAACCUCAAAGCACAUUCCGCAAACUGACACAGAGGGGGAUCCCCUGAUGAAUAUGCUAAUGAAACUCCAAGAAGCAGCCAAUUACUCGGGCACACAAAGCUGCGACAGUGAUAGCACCAGCCAUCAUGAAGACAUUUUGGAUUCGUCUCUUGAAUCUACCCUCUAG